AUGUACCGAAAUACUAAAGUUUAUUUAUGUUUUUUUUUCAAUCAAGUUUUGAUAAAGUCGGACAGUAAAAGUCCGACUAACUAUAAUAACAAAGUGGAGCACAAGUGCGUUCUCUGUGAAGCUUCUUUGGAGAGUAAAGAAGCUCUUCAAGAACACUUUAGAAAACAUGCUGAUAAAAAAAUUGAUGCUCGUGGUAAACCACUUACUCGAAAACCACCACCACCAGCUACCGAAUCUAGCUGUGAUAUUUGUGGUAAAAAUUUUGAAACAAUAACCGCCACAAUAAGACAUCGUUUUAAAGUACAUCCUAAUUCACCAGCAAAAUUUUAUUGUGGUUAUUGUGGUAUGCAAUUUCCAUUAAAGACACAUAGGGAUGCACAUUUAACAUCACAUGAUUCAUCAGAUAGUGCAGAUACUACAGAACAUAAAAAAUGUGAAGAAUGUGAUAACGUAUUUUUUAAUAUAAAGGCAUUAAAUUAUCAUUACAAAUCAGUUCAUAAAAGGCUUGUACAUAUGUUUCAACCCAUAGCGACACCACCACCGAGUAAUAAAAUAAAAGUAAAUUCAAUGAAUGAUGCUCUUAGUGUCUACUAUUGUCAUCUAUGUGGAGUUGAAUACAUCGUAAAAUUCAAUCUCCAGCAGCAUUUAGAAAAAGUUCAUUCGCAAGAAGAACGUGAAUCCGUGCCGGAAGAUUUAAUUAAAUGUACGAUGUGUGCGGCAUUAUUUUGUAGUAAAAAAGCUUAUGAUGUACACAACAGCUAUCAUCAACCAGACGAUCUUUAUGUUACUUCUGAAGAACAGAGAUUGCAGACAAUUACUAAAAUUGACCAAGAUUUUGACAUACGGAGAGUUAAACCUCGCGCUGAAAAAUAUAUUCCAAAGAGUCCACCCCAGAGGCCAAAUGUUAAAAGACAUUUGGCAAGAAAUACAGUUGGUAAAGUUGACAAAGUUGGGAUACAAAAACAAAUAAAAUUAGAAUUAGAUGAAACUCAUGAUGAUUUAGAAACGCAUCAUUCUAGUGAUUCGGAAAGUGAUAUUCCAUUAAAUAAAAGACUUAAAAAAAGCUAACAACUAAAUUUUAAUGAUUAAAGUUAUUAUUAUUAUAAAGCACAAUUUUAAUUUUAAUUAUUUAUAUAAAACUAUGUAAGAUAAUACAUUCAUUUAGUGUAAUUGUUUAUAAUAAUUAUUGUCAUUAUAAAAAAAUAAUUAUAUCACAAAUUUUACUUUACAUUUAAAUUUUCAUCAGUAAUUUUUUAAAACUACAAUCACAUUAAUUUAUUUUAUUUUAACUUUGAAAAAUUGUUAGGAAA
Microplitis demolitor is the source of this 1310-nucleotide messenger RNA. RefSeq names its product zinc finger protein 664. NCBI's taxonomy places the organism in Eukaryota, Metazoa, Arthropoda, Insecta, Hymenoptera, Braconidae. The record is from RefSeq and is a predicted model, not a curated record. Gene Ontology annotation, molecular function: RNA polymerase II transcription regulatory region sequence-specific DNA binding; DNA-binding transcription factor activity, RNA polymerase II-specific. Gene Ontology annotation, cellular component: nucleus. Gene Ontology annotation, biological process: regulation of transcription by RNA polymerase II. Bases 1 to 1068 code for a protein of 355 amino acids. The transcript has 4 exons.